CAUAAAGGAUUCGCGAUGGCCCUCCGUCCAUCCUGGUGCCUUCGGAUGUUAAGGAGGCGGACUCGACUGGUUUUGAAAUCGCUUUAAAGGUUCAGUCGAGGGAUUGAAGGUCCAGAGUUGACACGUCCAGCAACCAUGGCAGAUAAAGAAGAACACAAGAAGCCCAAGAAGAAGAGUCCUAAAGUCUGCGGUUAUCCUAUAAGCAUCUUUUUCAUCGUGAUCAAUGAGUUCUGCGAGCGUUUCUCCUACUAUGGCAUGAGAGCUGUGCUUGUGUUGUACUUCAAGUACUUCCUGAGAUGGGACGAUGACUUUGCCACCACCAUCUACCACACCUUUGUGGCUCUCUGCUACCUGACCCCUAUCCUCGGCGCCAUCAUCGCCGACUCGUGGCUCGGAAAGUUCAAGACCAUUGUUUACCUGUCCAUCGUUUACACGCUGGGCCAGGUCGUCUUGGCCAUAAGUGCCAUCCAUGACAUCACCGACACGAACAAGGAUGGCACCCCCGACAACAUGACCUUCCACGUAGCGCUGUCCAUGGUGGGGCUGCUCCUCAUCGCGCUGGGUACCGGGGGCAUCAAACCCUGCGUGGCCGCUUUCGGGGGAGACCAGUUUGAAGAUCACCAGGAGAAGCAAAGAGGCACCUUCUUCUCCAUCUUCUACCUGUCCAUCAAUGCAGGCAGCCUGCUGUCCACCAUCAUCACACCCAUUCUCAGAGGUCAGGAGUGUGGUAUUCACACUCAGCAACAGUGCUACCCUCUGGCUUUUGGAGUACCUGCUGCUCUCAUGGCGGUUGCUCUAAUUGUGUUCAUCGUCGGCAGUGGUAUGUACCAUAAAACGGCGCCACAGGGCAACAUCAUGGUGAAAGUUACCAAAUGCAUUGGCUUUGCUAUCAAGAACCGCUUCAGACAUCGCUCUUCUCAGUACCCCAAGAGAGAACAUUGGAUGGACUGGGCUGAUGAGAAAUACGAUAAACUCCUGAUUGCUCAGGUGAAAAUGGUGCUGAAGGUGCUGUUCCUCUACAUCCCUCUGCCUAUGUUCUGGGCUCUCUUUGACCAGCAGGGAUCCAGAUGGACCCUGCAGGCCACAACCAUGGAUGGGGAUUUUGGCGCAUUGACCAUCCAGCCUGACCAAAUGCAGACCGUCAACCCAAUCCUGAUUUUGAUUUUGGUCCCCAUCAUGGAUACCCUCAUUUACCCUUUGAUUUCCAAGUGCAAGUUGAACUUCACUCCGCUGAGGAGAAUCACUGUGGGCAUGUUUUUCGCUGCCAUGGCUUUUGUGGCUGCUGCUGUGGUCCAGCUCCAGAUCGAUAAAACCCUGCCUAAGUUUCCAUCUAACAGUGAGAUGCAAGUCAAGUUUAUCAACGCGGUCAACAGGGAGGUGGAUAUCACGGCUGGAGGACAUGUACUUCCACUGAAGCCCCUCACGGCCACUGAGACCUAUGAAACCUUCAAAAACCCUUUCCUACUGACCGUGGGGGAUUACGAAUAUGCCGUCUCUUUUCCCAAAGGCACUCGGAAUACCAUCACCAUCGUCCAAAAUGAGACCGAACUCGGCGCGAUACCGUUUGAGGACAUCACCAAAAAACCGGAGCAAGGCGCAAACGCCAUCAGAUUCUUUAAUGGGUUUGACACAGCCCUGAAUGUUACCGUGGGCGACAAAGAGAUUGGGUACAUCCAUCCCAACAACAUGUCUGAAUACACCUCUGUAAAACGUGGAUAUGCGGGGUACUGGAUCAGGAACGAUGCCGGACUUGAGUGCUUCGUCAAGCAGGAGCUGGGCUUCGGAAGCUCCUACACUUUGCUUAUCCCGCCCACUUUAACUUUUGAAGUGAAUUGCAGUGAGGGUGUCCAGAAGAUACUGGACAUCGAGCCCAACACAUUCAGCAUGGCCUGGCAGAUUCCUCAGUAUUUCCUCCUCACGGCAGGAGAAGUGGUCUUCUCUGUCACUGGUCUGGAGUUCUCCUACUCGCAGGCUCCAAGCAACAUGAAGGCAGUACUGCAGGCGGGUUGGCUUCUAACUGUUGCGUUCGGAAACAUCAUUGUGCUCAUUGUUGCAGAAGCAGCCACUCUGGAAGACCAGUGGGCUGAAUACAUCCUCUUUGCCGCAUUGCUGGUGUUGGUCUGCAUCAUCUUUGCCAUCAUGGCCUAUUUCUACACCUACAUUGACCCAGCCAAAAUAGAAGCUCAUUUUGCCAACAUGGAGUACGGUGAAAAAGAGAGGAAGAAGAGCUUAGAGAUGGCUAAGAAAGCCUCCUUUCAGCAUCAGGACGAGGACAACAAGAGCUCCGACUCCAGCUCGGACGAAGAGGAGGAAAGCAAGCAAUCGAAGAUGUGAAAACGCAGCUGCGCGGCUUUCUGUUUUGCGUCCGAGUGCUGACGGGUUGCGUUGAGUGACAGCGGUCGUUUUCUUUUGCCCUAUUAUCGGUUGAACUGAUAGCUGAAGAUGGAACAGUCGGAAUGCAGGAAAACCUGGGUGAAUGGAGGCGAAGUUGGUGGUGUUGGCGAUGGCUAGCGGCUAAUAAUAAACACCAUCAUCGACAUCCCAAAUUUAGGUUUAGUUUUAAUUUGAAAUCCUAAUUCUGUAAUUUAAGGUUUGCUUUUUUUCAAAUGUGUGUCCAAUAAUUGAAUUUUACACCAUAUUGUCUAUUACCAUGCGCUAAUUUACAAAACCAUAAUAUUAGUAUUUAUUUCUAUGCAGUGUUAAAAAGGUAUUUUAAACUUUAGAAACAAUACUGGAAUACAUUAUGAAAUUAUUUGGUUCAUUAUAAUGUUUCAGUUUAAAUAAAUGUUACCUGUUAUUUCCACAUAUGUGAAUAACCAAAGUUCAUUAUUUUCUGUGUGAAUCCCUGCUAAAACUCAUGUUGAAAAAAUUAUUUUGAGUAAAAAAACGUAAGUAAAUAUUAAUCAAACUUUUAUAACAUCUGCUGUUGACGGUGCAAAACGUUUAACUGAGAUAUAUGUUAAAUGAAAAAAUGACCUAGAAGUGUUGGGUUAUGUUAUUUAAUGUAUGUGUUUUUUUCUGUAAAUUUACUUAAUUUGAAAGUUUUUUUUAAAUAUUUUAUUCUUUUGUCUUUUACAAUAUUUUACAUUUAAAAAAGUCUUUCACCUGCUUAUUGACUGGUAACAUUUCUUUUUUGUUUAGUUUGUUUGUCCAAUUGAACACAAAGCUCCAUUUUUUAAUAAUAUAUUACAGACUUUUGUGUCACUUAGAAGUUUUGUUUUUUUCAAAAAAAUAUUGAUUCGGAAUUUAUUUACAAAACCUCAAAUGACACAUUAACAAUAUGCUUCUUAAAAGUAAAAAAAAAUGUAUCAAUUAACCCCUCCUCCCCUUUUCUUCUUCUUCAACAAACCGAUUGUCUCUUUAGCCAAUAAAAAAAGCGAGCAUAAA
Messenger RNA from Oryzias latipes (Japanese medaka), 3387 nucleotides. RefSeq names its product solute carrier family 15 member 1b (gene slc15a1b). The record is from RefSeq and is a predicted model, not a curated record. Gene Ontology annotation, biological process: oligopeptide transport; transmembrane transport. Gene Ontology annotation, molecular function: transmembrane transporter activity. Gene Ontology annotation, cellular component: membrane. Lineage: Eukaryota; Metazoa; Chordata; Actinopteri; Beloniformes; Adrianichthyidae.